This is a messenger RNA of Myxocyprinus asiaticus (Chinese sucker), 6493 nucleotides long. RefSeq names its product formin binding protein 1-like (gene fnbp1l). Gene Ontology annotation, biological process: signal transduction. NCBI's taxonomy places the organism in Eukaryota, Metazoa, Chordata, Actinopteri, Cypriniformes, Catostomidae. The coding region runs from base 144 to 1943 and encodes 599 amino acids. The record is from RefSeq and is a predicted model, not a curated record. Gene Ontology annotation, molecular function: protein binding. The transcript has 15 exons.
CCUGAACCUUGAGAUUGUCGCUGCUAGCUUCACCUGGAGUAUAGAGAGUUUACACGACGGCAGAGCGAGGGAAGGACGCGCAACCCUGGAGUUUUAAGAGGAGACGUUAGUUCUUGGAGUUUUCCCCUUCACAAAAGGACGCUAUGAGCUGGGGCACGGACCUUUGGGACCAGUUCGAAAAUCUCGACAAACACACACAGUGGGGCAUUGACUUCCUGGAGCGCUAUGCAAAGUUCGUCAAGGAGCGUCUGGAAAUCGAACAGGUCUAUGCAAAGCAGCUACGAAGUCUGGUGAAGAAAUACUGUCCCAAGCGCUCCAAAGAGGAUGAGCCCAGGUUCACAUCCUGUCUGUCAUUCUACUCCAUACUGAAUGAGUUGAAUGACUACGCAGGUCAGCGAGAGGUUGUUGCCGAGGAGAUGGGGCACAAGGUGUAUGGGGAGCUGAUGAGGUACUCACAGGACCUGAAGGCAGAGAGAAAACAUCACCUCCAGGAGGGGAGAAAGGCCCAGCAGUAUUUGGACCAGUGCUGGAAACACAUGGACAAUAGUAAAAAGAAGUUUGAACGAGAAUGCAAAGAGGCUGAGAAAUCACAGAUGAUGUACGAGAGGUUAGACAACGAUAUCAACGCCACAAAAUCAGAGGUGGAAAAGGCAAAGUCCCAGCUGUAUCUGAGACAACACAUGGCAGAGGAGAGCAAGAACGAGUAUGCGGCCCAGUUGCAGAACUUUAACGGUGAACAGUGGAAGCACUUCAAUGUGGCCAUUCCUCAGAUAUUCAAGAACCUACAGGACAUGGAUGAGCGUCGGACAGUUAAGUUGGGGGAGACGUACCGGAGUUUUGCUGAAGUGGAACGAAGAGUCAUUCCCAUUGUCUCAAAAUGCCUGGAGGGCAUGGUGACCGCAGCUAAGAACGUGGAUGAGCGCAAGGAUUCUGCAAUUGUAGUGGAGUCGUUUAAGUCUGGUUUUGAGCCCCCUGUUGAUUUCCCUUUUGAGGACUUCAGUCAGAACAUCCAACGAACAGGGUCAGAUAGCACCAUCGGGACCCCAAAAACAGAGGGAGGCAAACCAGACCCCAAAACUGCGAUCAGCAGGACCAAAAACAAACUUUGGCUUUUUGGGAAGAAGCCCAAGCUUCCCCCAUCCAUCCCACCCCCACCCCUCCCAAGUUUUCCCUCUGGCCAUUUUCAGCCUCCUAAAUUCAAUACUGAGCGGAUAGCUAACCAUCUGUCUGAAAUGAGAAUCACAAAAGCUAAGAUCCCGUCCUUCCGAGCUUUGAAAAAAAGGGCACCAACACUUGAGGAUCUCAGCCACCUUCCUCCUGAACAGAGACGCAAAAAACUUCAACAGAGGAUUGAUGAGCUAAACAAAGAACUACAGAAAGAAAUGGACCAAAGAGAUGCUCUAAACAAGAUGAAGGAUGUCUAUGAGAAGAAUCCACAGAUGGGGGAUCCUGGAAGCCUCCAGCCUAAGAUUUCAGAGACCAUAUGCAACAUGGAGAAACUCCGCUCAGAGAUCCAUAAAAAUGAGUCUUGGCUAGCAGAGGUUGAAGGGAAGCAUGGUUCCCGUAGUGAGCGACGGCCCAGUGCAGAUGUGAACCACCAUGCACCCCAAGGCAGAGAGAGUCCUGAAGGCAGUUACACAGAUGAUCACAGUCAGGAGCAUCGGUCUCCACCUCAGCCAGAUCCACACGAGUUUGACGACGAGUUUGAUGAUGACGAUCCUCUCCCGGCUAUUGGCCACUGCAAAGCUCUCUACUCUUUUGAUGGCACUAACGAGGGCACGUUGGUGAUGAAUGAGAAUGAGGUGCUGUAUGUCAUAGAGGAGGAUAAAGGUGAUGGAUGGACACGGGUUCGCAAACAGAACGGGGUGGAGGGCUACGUCCCCACGUCCUAUGUGGAGAUUACACUGGAGAAAAACAGCAAAGGUGCAGUCACCUACAUAUGACAACACCCACGGCAGCUAGUUAUGACAUCACACAUGGGGAAGCAUGUGUAAGAUUUAUUGUGCCUCAUCAAGUGCAGCUUGACUGACUGCCGUAUGCUUUUGUUCACUGUGUGAGCCCAAAGACAAACACGCAAUCACACACACAAACACACUUUUUUAAGUGACUAUGUUGCUUCGCACUGUGACUUUGCUGCAGUGGAUUAUUCUAAAGAUGAGGCUACUUUCAUAGUAGGAUUGUAGAGAUUUUUAUUGCUUUUUAUUUAAUUUUAGUGCACUGUUAAUAUUUUUUUUUUAUCAUCUCAGAAUAUUUGGAACAAAACUGAACAAAAUCGCCAUCUUUUCAAAUGUUUUUUUUUUUUUUUUCCUGAGAGUUAAUCAGCUCUUUAAUGUUGAGAUUUAUGUAUGUUUGUAUGUACAUGUUGAAACUAAAUUACACUUUUCUCUGAGCCUCUCUUCACUGUUUUAUACAGUCCAGUUCUAUUUACAGUUCAUUUGAAUGAACUACAAGGGUGGAUACAGUGUGUACAUCUGAUUUUUCGAUCUAUGCAGAUUCUUCUACCUUUUUACGCAGUGUCAUUUGUUUGCCGUAAAAUUACCUUGAUUUUUAUUUUUUAAUUAUUUAAUCCCCCUUUCUCCCUAAUUUGGCAUGCCCAAUUCCCACUGCUUACUAGGUCCUCAUGGUGGCGGUUACUCACCUUAAUCCGGGUGGCAGAGGAUAAGUCUCAGUUGCCUCCACUUCUGAGAUAGUCAGCCCACGCAUCUUGUCACCAUGCUUGCUGUGCAUGACACCGCGGAGACUCAUGCUAUUCUCUGCGAUCCAUGCACAACUUACCAUUGAGCCCCAUUGAGAGCGAGAGCCACUAAUCGCGACCACGAGGAGUUUACCCCAAUUGACUCUAACCUCCCUAGCAACCCAAAUUACCUUAGCGGCAGACCUGUUUUGGUUGCAAAUAAACUUUUCUUGCAAGGUGCCACUCUUCUCUUUAAGCUUUUAGUGGCACAACUUACAUUUACAUUUAUGCAUUUGGCAGACGCUUUUCUCCAGAGCAACUUACAGUGCCCCUAUUACAGGGACAAACCCCCUGGAGCAACCUGGUGUUAAGUGCCUUGCUCAAGGACACAAUGGUGGUGGCUGUGGGGAUCGAACCAACAACUUUCUGCUUACCAGUUCAGUGCUUUAGUCCACUACACCACCACCACUCCACUUAAUUGCUUUUUUAUGUGUAAGCCAAGGUUAGAAGCAUAGACUCAAAAGAUCAUGUUUCGUCCAAGAAAAUCCACUACAAUAAUUGCUUAAAGGUGCACUCAGUAAUUUUUUCCUCAUUAAAAAAAUGUAUCUCCUCAAGACAUGAUUUGUAAUUUUGCAAUAUAUGUAGAAAAUCUUGAACACUCACGUUAAAAUGAAGACUCCAGUCAUAUCAGUAACCUUAUAAAAGCUGUUUUAUUCUACAUGGAGAGGGUCCGCACAUGGGGGCUGCCAUGUUAUCAUAACAUGACCAGCCGACUACUACUCGCUUAAUCUUAGUAACCAUACUGUUAUUUGACAUUUUCACUCAGAGUAAAGUAGUCAUGGCUGACUGUGAAUACUAAAUUUGUACAAUGGCAUCUGAAACCAGGGCUGUAGCAAGGAAUUCUGGGCCCCUUACCUAUUAAUUUUUUUUUAAAUUCAGUGUUGAAUUUGUUGUGGGCCUCCCUGGACAUUUGGGCCCCAAAUACAAAAGUUACUAAGUGUACCUUUAAAUUGAGAGCAGCACUUAAUUUAUUUGGCUGUCUCACUUGCUCACCAGUGUCCUCUAUGAUUGUGGAGGUGAAUCUCUUUUUCUGGCCAGUGCUUCUGGAACUGUCAAUGAUUCUGUCCUUUCUUCUCUCUCUAUGGCUACAGGUUCCUGAUUGGAUGAAUGGGGUUCUGUGGUGUUAGGUGGAACGGGACUCAUUGCUGCGGGUCUGUUAGUGGGGACAUUGGGGGAGGGGGCAUUAAGACCGGGGUGAGACUUUAGGGCUGUGUUGGGGCAGGUUGCAUGUUUGCAUGCUGUUUCAUGAGUAUUAACAUCAUUCCAUUGCAGCAAUGUUCCAGGGAUAACAGGCUGUGCAGGGAGGGAGGGGCAAACGGGAAAGAUGCCCCUGAGCAAUAAUGAAGUCGGAACAGAGUUGUGCGAAACCCAAUGGGUGUUGUUACCUGGCAUUAACAUUAGCGCUCCAUUUCAACAGUCAUUGGAAUGUUUUCCUAUGCCAUCUUAUGUGUUCUUACCCUGCACCUGCAUGAUCUACAGCCAUUUGUUCCUCACUCUGUCUUGACCAAUUGGCCCCUUAAUAGGAUUUAACCACUUAUUCCAUUUGCCGCUAAUAUCUAAACACUUCUGUGAUUUGUCUUGUUUGUAUGUCUGUUUUGGUUUACUUUUAAAUUCCGUCAUUGAUGCAUUCCAUCAUGAAUGUUAUGUUAACCAUCCUGUGCAAGUCCUUGUCAAAAGCAUGACCAAUCAGAGAAGAGGAAGCAUGAGACUUACGGUAGCCAAGGCAACAUUGCCCACAGUAACAUGACCCCACCCCCCACCCCACGAAGUAGCCAGGUGCUGUUCUACAUUUGACCAGCAGGGGGAGCCAUACACCAUAUAAAACAUGCAGUGAAAACACCAACGAAGAUCUUUGAACAUCAACCCUUCAUGCCAACAUGCACCUGAAUCUCUGCCUGAAUUUCAGGUCUCUGAAUGGUAACUAAAAGCCUACAGGGGUCUAUCUGCCUCUAUACGCCCAAAAAACCUCCUUGUUCUUGGGCUGCCAGCUUUCUGCGUCGCUUGAUUUAUUUUUUCUCCAGCAGAUAUCAACAAACAUGCUGUGGUACCAUCACUGCCCUCCAACAAGGGGCCACACGUCUCCAAAAUCCGAUCUCAAGAGCGUGUAUUUGUGAAUGUGAUUCUUACAUAUAAAUCUGUGUAUGCAUAUGGAUGCAUAUAUGCAUAUGUAUAUACCUAGUUAGUUUUUAUUAUUAAACUGUAUGUAUUAACAUUUUUAUGUCAGAAUGAAUGUGUUUUAAUUGUGACUUUUUUAUGGGGUUUUCUAACCAAGCAAAAUUGAGAGAGGUUGCUUUUGAGAACCGUGCCGUUAUGUCCAUGUAACCAGUGCUUUGCUUCUGAACACUAUUGUCAAAUGGACCCUAGUCUUAACUAAUGCACUUUUUACCCUGUUGCAUUUGAAUUGGAAUAUUAGGGAGGGAAUUAUGUCGGAUGUGAAUGCAAGGUUUGGAGCAAAUGUGUUGUACAGUGAGACUAUGGUGACCACUAUAUACUGGGGAUUGUGUUGGAGCAAGAGAAACUGAGAAAUAAAUACUUGUCUGUUUGUCUCGUUCAUCCUGACUUGCUUGUUUCAUGACUGAUCUGAUAUGUGUAUCAAUUUAUUGAACACAGUGGUACAUGUACUGUAGGAAUGGCUUCAUGGUGCACUCAAGUGUUUUUUUUUUUUUUUUUUUUAUGAUGUGCAAUUUAGCAGCAGUACAUACAUUACGCAGCAUAAAUGAGUAUACCCCGUCUGAAACCUAAAAAAUUCAGCUCUUUCAAUUUACAAAUAAAAUAUAUUUGAUGUUCAUGUGUAAUGUAAUGUUUAAGCAAAUCUGGUUUAUCAUACUAAUGAAAUAUGUCAAUAUUAAACAAGAAAAAAUUAUUUUCUUAUCAAAAUGAUAAAAGACCAUGUUGCAGAAAUGAGCACACCCUUCUGAAAGUUACAAUAUAAAACUUAAUGUUUUCUAGAACUAGUUGAGAGACAUUGAUCAGCAGAUUAUUCUUUUGAACUACCACACUCAAAUAGAGACAAUUGGUUAAAUUGUAAGUGUUACUUAACCCAUUAAAUCACUCUCAGAAUCAGUGCUGACAACAAAUGGACCACAUGGAGAAAUGUCAAGUAAACGAAUAAAGAAAAUGAUUUAUUUGCACAAAAGGGGACAAUGGUACAAGAGUAUUAGCAAAUCACUGUUAUUGAGUAAAAACACUGUAGCAAAAUUGACAGGUAUUCAAAAAGGAUGGACUUGUGACAAGAUUCCUGAAAUGUUCAGACCAGCACUGUAAGCUUUCACCUCAUGAUGAGCGUUUUUUUUUGUUUGUUUUUUUAAUAUAACAAUUGCCAAGCAUGUGCCUCAAAUCUGGCAAAAGCUGUGGGAAGCCAAACUAGAGUGACUGUUUCAUCUCACACAAUAAGACACUAUGCAAAGAAGUGGAAUGCAUGGUUGUCAUCCAUGCAUGAUGGCACUGCUGAACCCAAAGCAUAAAGAAGCUUGUUUACCCUUUGCUAAGGCCCAUGCUGAUAAAGGUGCAGACCUUUGAGAGUCUUUAAGCUGGUCUCAUGAGCCAAAGUCUUUUUAUUUAUUUUUUAUUUGAUGGAAUCCAAAAUACAUGGUAUCACAUGGGGAGGAGUACAGUGGGAAUUACAUGGUACCCACAUUAAUGUACUUUACAGUGGUGGUGAAGUUCUUAUAUGGGGAUUUAUGAGUGCUGAAGGUGUGGGGGAAUAGCACUUCAUCAAUGGCAUCAUGAAUUUACAGAUGUUCUGCAAAAUCUUAAAAA